AUGUCAGAUAUUCGAAAUCGAAAAGAGCUAGAGCCUUUGAUACAAAUGCCGCUGUCUAGUACGGUGGGACGAUCGUCCUCUGAUAAAAAAGCUCCUCCAGGUCAUAUUCCUUCAAAUCUACCCAAAAGCAGAUCGAAGACUGCUGAGUAUGGGUACGGAAUCGCAGGAACUCCCAAGGGCCAGGUGCCAGAGAAACAAAUGCGAGCGGGCGCACAAAGAACUUCACGGACAGCACAGAAACUAAAAUUGUUGCCUGAGGAACCAUUUCAAAGGGAUAAUGGCAGUCAAGAAUUGCGUGAUAGAGAUGUGUAUUCACAAGUGGACAGAAUAACGGAUAAGCCUGCCAGGCGAGAUGCUGAAAAGUUAGGCAAAGGGCAUAGACAUUUACUACCAAGAGCCACGGCAUACUGCACCUCUAGUAGUUAUCAUAUGAGAGAUUUAAUACGCUGGCUAAAAGACUGUAAAAAGUUACAUCAUACACAUCCAAAACUAUUUGAUGAGUGCCUUUAUACACCAUUCAUGUACAACGAUUGGAGAGGUGACAAAAGAUUUGAACAUGAAGACGUGAUCAGAUUGGAUGAUGAAGGCGGUGAAAUCAAUGUCAGCGAUAAGCAGCCAGAUUUGUUUAUUUUUGAAUAUGGGGUUAUAGUAUUGUGGGGUUUCACAGAAAGAGAGGAGAAGGCAUUUCUUAACGAUCUUGAGAGGUUUGAAAAAGAAAAGCUGGCAGUAGAAGAUGUUCAAGUUGAACAAUUUAACUACUAUGUUACUCAAAGUUAUCAACCAAGAAUUUAUAACGAUUUCAUCACCUUAAGAGACGGAUCCAACUAUAUGAUAAAGCUUUCAAUAUCUCAUGCCAUUGCUCAGAGUGUUAAAAUUUCCCUUUUUGAAGAGUUGGUGGACAAUACUAUUGAAGACACGCAAGACAUUCCUCAAGAAAUCGCAUCCAGUGGUAAAGUGUCAAUGAGUAAAGAAGAUAUUAUGAAAAGUAUCGGGGAACUGUUCAUCUUGCGAAUAAAUAUUAAUUUACAUGGAUCAGUACUUGAUUCUCCUGAAAUUAUGUGGUCAGAACCACAACUGGAACCAAUUUACCAUGCUACAAGAGGUUAUUUAGAGAUAAAUCAAAGAGUAGCUUUAUUGAAUCAGAGACUUGAAGUUAUUUCUGAUCUGUUACAGAUGUUGAAAGAACAAUUAGGGCACUCGCAUGAGGAAUAUUUGGAGUAUAUCGUUAUUAUAUUGGUUGGCGUUGAGCUUUUCAUAUCUAUAAUAAAUAUCGGCGUUGAUCUGGUAUCUAACAAGAAAUGA
Zygotorulaspora mrakii is the source of this 1302-nucleotide messenger RNA. RefSeq names its product Rmd1p (gene RMD1). Lineage: Eukaryota; Fungi; Ascomycota; Saccharomycetes; Saccharomycetales; Saccharomycetaceae. Bases 1 to 1302 code for a protein of 433 amino acids. The transcript has a single exon. The record is from RefSeq and is a predicted model, not a curated record.